AUGUUCAUAAUUCUAUCGUGGCCGAACUUCAAAAGUACACAACUUGAAAAAACAAAGUCACAAAUGUUUAAAUUCUUUGCCUCAAAAGAGGAGACUCUCUUGAACAAGGCAACAAAGAACGACCCAAGCCGCAUCCCAAAAGACAUUCUUUCUAAGAUACAUUUAGUCAUGAAUGACCCAAUUGAAUCACAACAACUGCACCACGAGAUCUUACGACGACUCGACUUAACUCUUCUUCCAAAUGAAUUUUUAAAACUAUUAUGUGUUGUGUUUUAUGUCCUUAAGAAAGAUACUAAAAAUUCUUUUCUGAACAAAAUUAUGACAAAUGAUGUUAAGUUCAUCACAAAGAUACCGGAAAAAUAUCGAUCUGCUGAUGAAAAAGAACUUUGUAUUGCGUUUGCAAAUCACUUGGAUUGGUAUGUCACUCUCUACUCAACAGACACUCCCGCAAUUGAUAUUAACAUUUCUCCAGAACAAAUAUCACAAUUUCACUCUGACAUCUCAUCGGAACGGACCAUCAUUUCUCUGUUUUCAAUGUUCUGCAAUUUGACAGCACUCAAUUGGGAAAACGAGAGGUUUUUUGUGAACAAAUUGUUUUCUUUUGUUAUUAUGUAUCUGAUCAGAGAACUCUCAACAACGUUUUAUCGAUUAUGUUGUUACAUCAUUGUUUAUUUUUCAUUCAUGGCAAAGGGUCAAUCGUCAAGGUCAAUGCAACAGAUAAAAAUAUUAGCAAAGUUUGAGGAGUCACAGGUGGCGUUUGAGAAGAUCUUACAGAGCGAUACCGUCAAAAUCUAUUUUUCAGACGCUCCGUCUUACGACCCAGUGAACGUUCGGAGGUUAUUUGAUUUGCUUCAAAUAUCGUCCAACAUGUCGCAAGGCAUUUCUGUGUCAACGACUGGAACUGUUGAUACUAAAGAAAGUGUGGUUGAGUCUAAACAAUUAGAAGACGAUAUUAGAAAAGAGACUGAAAUAUUUUCAAUGCAAAUUAUACAGAAAAUGGAAGAGUUUGAAUACUUCACACGAAUCAAAUCGGACUCAUCAACACCAUCAAGAGUCGUUUCUAGAAGUACCUCGAAAACUCGGUUACCACCACCUGUGAGAUAUUCAGAGGAAGAGCCUUCAUCAAGAUUCUCGGGGUCUGAGAGUAAUAUUGUAUGUAAGGCCACACCAGGAAUAUCGAUACCUAAGAGCACCAAAGCGUUAAGAAGAAUUUCAGUGUCAUCCUGUCUCACUAGGAGUACUAACAACGACGAGCAGCCUUUCGCUCUGAGUGGGGAUUUGUGUCAUUAA
This is a messenger RNA of Entamoeba invadens IP1, 1290 nucleotides long. RefSeq lists its product as hypothetical. The coding region runs from base 1 to 1290 and encodes 429 amino acids. The record is from RefSeq and is a predicted model, not a curated record. NCBI's taxonomy places the organism in Eukaryota, Evosea, Mastigamoebida, Endamoebidae. The transcript has a single exon.